UGGGUGGCCCCCCGAUUGCCUUCCAGCGCAGGGUGGGGAAGGGGACCUUAGCCCGCUGCAGUCUCGAGUGGGCCUCCAGGACAAUGGGCGCCCGGACCUCCAGGCGGCUGCAGCCCGCGGAUGAGCCCAUGGACCUGGGCGCGCUGCCCCCCGAGCUGCUGGUGCAGGUGCUGAGCCAUGUACCACCGCAUGCAUUAGUGACGCGCUGCCGCCCCGUGUGCCGCGCCUGGCGCAACGUGGUGGACGGGCCCACCGUGUGGCUGCUGCAACUGGCCCGCGACCGCAGCGCCCAGGGCCGCGCGCUCUACGCCGUGGCCCAGCGCUGUCCGCCAGCCGACGACGCCGAGACGGUGCCGCUCUGCGCCCUGGCGCGCUACUGCCUGCGCGCGCCGCUGGGCCGCAACCUCAUAUUCAACUCCUGCGGCGAGAGGGGCUUCAGAGGCUGGGAAGUGGAGCACGGCGGAAAUGGCUGGGCGGUGGAAAAGAACGUAAUUCUGGUGCCAGGGGCCCCGUCGCAGACCUGCUUCGUGACUUCUUUCGAGUGGUGCUUCAAGAGGCAGGUUGUGGACCUGGUGAUGGAGGGCGUGUGGCAGGAGCUCCUGGACAGCGCCCAGAUCGAGAUCUGUGUGGCCGACUGGUGGGGUGCCCGUGAGAACUGCAGCUGCAUCUACCGGCUCCGGGUCCGCCUCCUGGAUGUGUGUGAGAACGAAGUGGUCAAGUUCUCCGCCUCCCCGGACCCUGUCUUCCAGUGGACCGAGAGGGGCUGCCGGCAGGUCUCCCACAUCUUCACCAACUUUGGCAAGGGCAUCCGCUACGUGUCCUUCGAGCAGUACGGAAGAGACACUCGCUCCUGGGUGGGCCACUACGGCGCCCUGGUGACCCACUCCAGUGUGCAGGUUCGCCUCCGUGUGUCCUAGCGGCUGGCCUGCAGGGGCUCCCGCACAGACUGCGGCUGCCCAACACCAUCCUCAGUCCAGGACUCGGCAGCCAGGGACAGUGGGGGGUUCCGUCUGGCACCUCCUCCAGGAGUGGCCCACAUGCUGUGACAAACUGCCACCAGGCUGUUCGUGGCUUCCGUGGCUCGCCCAUGGGAGGCACCCAGGAACAAGGCAGGGGCUGCCGGCUGGCUACUGAACCUCACACGUGAGAAUCCGUGAUUGCGGGUUCGCUGGUUGUGGGGAGGACACAGGAGCCAAUAAGCAGCCAUGGCUGUAACACCUGGCGGGACCACCCCACCUCCAAGCCCCUGUGGGUCAGGGUGGCAUGUCUUGCAUGAAUUCCUCAGAGACAGGUCUCCUGCCUUUACCUCCUACCAGGCAAGGAGCCUCUCUUUUCUCUGCCUGGACAGCCAGGGCAGGUCUGCUCUGAAGAAAAGCUCCCGCCCCCGC
This is a messenger RNA of Echinops telfairi (small Madagascar hedgehog), 1388 nucleotides long. RefSeq names its product F-box protein 17 (gene FBXO17). Gene Ontology annotation, molecular function: ubiquitin protein ligase activity; protein binding. Gene Ontology annotation, biological process: glycoprotein catabolic process; SCF-dependent proteasomal ubiquitin-dependent protein catabolic process. Lineage: Eukaryota; Metazoa; Chordata; Mammalia; Afrosoricida; Tenrecidae. Gene Ontology annotation, cellular component: cytoplasm; SCF ubiquitin ligase complex. Bases 84 to 917 code for a protein of 277 amino acids. The record is from RefSeq and is a predicted model, not a curated record. The transcript is spliced from 6 exons.